This is a messenger RNA of Haliotis rubra (blacklip abalone), 1339 nucleotides long. RefSeq names its product transcription factor HES-1-like. The coding region runs from base 253 to 1080 and encodes 275 amino acids. The transcript has 4 exons. The record is from RefSeq and is a predicted model, not a curated record. Gene Ontology annotation, molecular function: RNA polymerase II cis-regulatory region sequence-specific DNA binding; DNA-binding transcription factor activity, RNA polymerase II-specific; protein dimerization activity. NCBI's taxonomy places the organism in Eukaryota, Metazoa, Mollusca, Gastropoda, Lepetellida, Haliotidae. Gene Ontology annotation, biological process: regulation of transcription by RNA polymerase II; regulation of neurogenesis; anterior/posterior pattern specification. Gene Ontology annotation, cellular component: nucleus.
ACUUCCUUAUCUAUCUUAUUGACUUUGUUUUCGUUGUGAGAACGUUCCUUGAGACAGUGGCGCUCGUCCAUUCUGUUACAAAACGAUGCUCUCCGACAGCACCAAAACGACUGGGAAUGAACCCAGAGACAGGAAAAGCACAAAACCAAUCAUGGAAAAACGGAGGAGAGCAAGAAUCAACGCUUCAUUGGCUGAGCUGAAGUCGCUUUUGUUGGAAGCAAUAAAAAAAAAGAAGGAACAAGGCACAGCAAGAUGGAGAAAGCCGACAUCCUGGAAAUGACAGUGAAGCAUCUCAGGCAAAUGCAAAGACAGCAUUUUACAGUGGCAGCUGCUGAUGAUCCAACCAUAAUGAACAAGUACCGGCUUGGAUUUAACGAGUGUUCCAUGGAGGUACAGCGUUAUCUGACGUCAGUUGAAGACCUGAACACUGACGUGAAGACCAAACUGUUAGAUCACAUCGCCUGCUACCUGGCUGGAGUAGAGACCGCCAAUACGACAGACACGUCAUUACCAGCGUCAUCACCAACAUCAUCACCUCCACCGUUAUUUAAACAAGAACUACACACCAGACCAACGUCGCCGUCUCGAGUUAAUAUGCCUGCGUCGUCAACUGCUGUCGACCUGAACAACAACGCGCCAGCCAGGAUGUGCUUGGAAUCAACAAAAUCAGAAAAUAUGUUCAGUGGACUUCAAGUUAUUCCCACACAGUUAUCUUCAGGAGAAAUUGCUUUUGUGUUACCCGCCAAUGUCUUAAGACAAUGUCAGACUCCAAAUUAUGUGAUACCAGUUUUUGCUGGAACGUCUCCAAAAACGUCGGAAUCAGUACCCACAGGCACAAACUCUCAUCAUACUUCAUCAGCAUCCCACCACUCUCAAGCAGCUCACAGAUUUACCAACACACAUAACGUACCUGUUGAGAGAACCUAUAUCCCCUGUGCGGCUGUAACCCCAGUCAAGACAUUGUAUAACAAGCCAGAUACAGAUGACACGGUGUCCAAGAAGGAAGCUAUCGAGGUCCAUGUGUGCAGCAACCAGAAGGAUGAACGAGUGUGCGACGAGGCAGUGUGGCGACCAUGGUAGAGAGCAACACGUGUAGGAUUGAACAUGAGUGUCUCUGUUUAAAUUUCAACGCUGGUAGUUAGGCAGCAAGCGUUGUGUGGAAUGUGAAGUUCUGUACUUCUGAUGGUGUGAACAAAACGCACAGGAGUACCCCAGACGGAGUCAGACCACGGUUGCAGUCUGCAACCCAGAUAUUGUGAUAAAGGACACGUAUCAUACUGUUAUAUAAUAUAAAUGUUUAACAGUUACACCCGAAUAAAGAAUAUAUAUUUAAGGUUAA